Phycodurus eques (leafy seadragon) is the source of this 8053-nucleotide messenger RNA. RefSeq names its product thyroglobulin (gene tg). Gene Ontology annotation, biological process: thyroid hormone generation. The record is from RefSeq and is a predicted model, not a curated record. The transcript is spliced from 49 exons. Lineage: Eukaryota; Metazoa; Chordata; Actinopteri; Syngnathiformes; Syngnathidae. The coding region runs from base 730 to 7926 and encodes 2398 amino acids.
CGACAAGUGCUCGCCAACACUUCGCUUCCUUUUAACCUCAUCCAAACAGGAAGUUUGCCAACGAGCUAACCGCCGAGCUCGCCUUCCCGAAGAUUCCGUCAGAGGGGAGAGGUGAACUUUGAACCGAAGACUUCCAAGUUCCGACUUCUUGCCGCGGUGUCUCCAAACGAAGUCGUAAAAAUGAUAACAGGCUACAUGCGGGGACGAUGAAAAGCCAUUGUUCGGGCUCUCGCGCAGAAUUUCUUAGCACAAGGAAAAAACGACGUGCCACAAAAUCAACUCGUGGCAGCGUUUACGUAAAAAUGGCCCGCCGCUGUGAACGCUACGCGUAUGCGGAUGUUCCAUUUUUGGCCCAAUCCGAUGUUGUCGCUACGGCGCUUCAAUUCGGUAUCAGCAUCUCGGGGCGCCGGCGCACAAAUGUUUUCCGUUUUGAGCGUUCGCCGGCGCAAAACGGAAAAGGUCAAAAUAGCAAAAAAAAAUGCAGAAAGUGCACCGUUCUCCAAAAACCAAAUUUGACCCGAGUGGCCUGAACAAACAGGUUCCACGUGCUCGCCUGCGGAACUCCUCAUCCUCCUCUUCAAACGCUCUCAUCCAAUCCCGAGCCGGCCCUCGACCCUCCGGCCGACCCUCGGUGCCGCUGGGACGGACGCACGAGGACCGCGCUGACUCGGCGCUCGUCAGACCUUAAAAGGCGGCCUCGGCGGCUCCGUCGCCACGGAGACGAGCGGGAUGGCGAGACCGCUGGGCGUCGCCUUGGCGCUGGCGAUGUGCCGCUGGGCGACACUCGGUGCCGGGCCUUCAGAGUAUCAGCUGGACUCGACGGCGACGGCGUGCGAGGCGCUGAGGGACGGAGCCGAGCCACGGGACCACGGGCCGCAAUGCGCACGAGACGGACGCUUUCGACCUGUACAGUGCAGUGGGCGGGGCCAGCGGUGUUGGUGCGUGGACGCGGAAGGACAGGAAGUGGCUGGGACUCGAACCAACGGAUCCGUUCCACAGUGCGCGUCGCCGUGCCACCUUCAGUCGACCCUGCGAUGCUCGCCAUCGGGUCACUUCCUGCCGGUGCAGUGCGACUCCAGCAGGGGGCAGUGUUGGUGUGUGGACCAGGACGGCACGGAGCUGUACGGGACCAGGCAGACCGGGAAGGCGCACAGCUGUCCCGGCAGCUGCUCGGCGCUCGCUCGUCGUCUCCUUCACGCGGCCGUCUCGUCCUCGUCCUCGUCCUCGUCGUCUCGGUCUUCGCUGCCGCAGUGUUCCGAAGACGGCGACUUCCUUCCCGUUCAGUGUCGGCUCGUCAACGUGACGGACGGGCGAGAGCUGGACGUGCUGCGCGCCUUCAACACCUUUCCAGAAGCCUUUUCCACGUUCCGAUCUUUUCGGAAGUUCUUCCCGCUGGUUUCCGCCUACUGCUUCUGCUCUGACAGCAGGGGGCGCGAGAUGGCCGCCACAGGUGUGGAGCUGCUGUUGUCCGACGUGUACGACUCCGCCUUCUCCGGCGUCGGCGUCGCUCGAUCCUUCGCCGAGUCGACCGUGUUCAAAGUUCUUCACAGGAGGACGCUGGGCGUCCGCCUCGCCGUCGGCGGACGAUUCCGAUGUCCGUCGGCGUGCGAGGACGAGCGGAGGACGGCGACGGCCACGUCCGGCGUUUUCGUACCGUCCUGCGAGGAGGACGGCGCCUUCUCCUCCGUGCAGUGCCGGCGGGGGGGGCAGUGUUGGUGCGUGGACCCCACGGGGGCGGAGCUUCCUGGGACGCGGCAGCACGGAGACUUCCUGGUUUGCGGAGGCGACGUGUCCGAGGACUGCGGCUCGCUUCGUCGCGCGGCGCUCUCUCGCUUGUUCUCGGGCCCUCUCGAAGCCCGUCUUCCCGCCGCCUCGUCCGAGGGACGCUGGGCUUCCUGUCGAGCCCUCCUGCGACCGAUCGAGGCUCUCCUUCCCGCGGAGGCGGACCCACCGUCCUUCCUGUCCGUCAUGGCGGAGGUCCUGCACGGGCUCUUCCCCUCGGCGGGCGGGGCUUCGGAGGCUCUGGCCGGCCCGACCGCUCGCCGUCUGCAGGAAUUUCUCUUUGGCGGAAAGUUCCUGAAGAACGCGGCCAGCUUCAACCUCAGCGGUGCGGUGGGAACGCGGGGUGUCGUGCGCGUGGACGCCGCCGACCGCCCCCGCCGGCAUCAGAAGCUGGUCCUCGCCGUCAGCCGUGCCCUGGAGGACCAGGACUUCCUGGCCGGCCUCCGGCUCGCCCUGACGGGCGGCUCGGGGUCCGCCUCCUUGCGGCAGGUGCUGACGCCUGUGUUGCGUUCCUGCGCCGCCGGCGGCGAAGACGCCCCGCCGUCCGUCUUCGUUCCCAGCUGUAUGCCCGACGGGUCCUUCCGGGAGGUUCAGUGCCAGGGCGGCGAGUGCUGGUGCGUGACCCCGCGAGGCCGAGAGGCGGCGGGCACGCGGACGGCCGGCGGCCGGCCUCGAUGCCCGUCGCGGUGCGAGAGGGCGAGGGCGGCCGCCCUCGACGUGAAAGACAAGAUGGCGGCGGGGGCCGAGGUGCACGUUCCGGCGUGCGCCGACGACGGGCGCUUUCUCCCGCUGCAGUGCGGACACUCGACGUGCUUCUGUGUUGACCAACAGGGGGCGCCGAUCACUACCCCGUCACCAGGGGGCGCCCUCGCCUGUCCGGGCGUAAACCCUCAGCAGCCUCGCUCCUCCUCAGGUGAGUGCUCGCGGGCGUUUCAGGAAGUGACGGCCUUCAGACAGGAAGUGAGCAACAUCGUGGCGCUCUCCAACUCCUCCCACCUCCCCGCCGGAUACGCUUUCCUAUUGGCCGAGGGUCUGCGUCUGACCCCGGGGGAGCUGCGGGCGGCCCAAUCGGAGGAGGCCUCGCGCCUCUCCGAUCGGCUGCUGAGCCGCUCCAAAGCGGCGCUGCGAUUGGCCGCCUACUCCACGGUGCGGACGUUGCAGCCUGAAGGACGUCUCUCUUAUCGGCCGUUCAGUCCGCAGUGUGACAACAACGGGGAAUGGCGGCCCACGCAGUGUUACCACAGCACAGGUCAGUGUUGGUGUGUUGAUGAAGAUGGCGAGUAUGUUCCUGAAUCUCUCAGCAGCCGUUCACUACCUCUGCUCAAAUGUCUCACACGCUGUGAGAGAGCUCAGAGUCACUCGCUGCUCUCUGGUUGGAUGAAAGCCUCUGACAGCACAGCCACUCCCUCCGGGUACCGCCCGCAGUGUGACAAGGAUGGGGGCUUCUCCGUGCUGCAGACAGGGGGCGCCGCGGGCUGGUGCGUCCACCCUGUGAGCGGAGAGAGACUGCGGAACGCCGUCACGGGCGCGGAUGGACGGCUCACGUGUCCCAGCCGGUGUGAGCUUCAGGGUCUCCAGUGCCGUCCCGACGGCUCCUUCGUCCCGCUUCAGUGUGACGUCGCUUCCUGUUGGUGCGUGUCUGAGGAUGGACAGGAAGUGGAGGCUACCCGGCAACUCGGCGUGACGGGACGCCCGCCGUCUUGUGACCGUCCCGGCGUUUGUCCCGCCGCCGCCGUCGCCCGCGGCGCCCUCGUUUGCCGCCCCGCGCAAAACGGCCGCCAGACCUGUGAUCUCGUGUGUCACCGCGGUUACCGCAACUCGCUUGCUGUCCGCGGCUUCACGUGCGACACGGCCGCUCGCCGGUGGGAAGGCGACCUCCGACCUUUGCCCGGAGCCUGCCAGAUGAUGACGCCUCCUCAGCGUCUGUGGGCGUCUCAAAAUUGGUCGUUGGCGGCGCCGUGUUUGAACCCUCAAGCGAUACGUUCCCAGCUGUUGCACGACAUGACCAGCAGGGGGCUCUGCUCAGCUCAGCUCCCCGCGUCGGGGCGCAGCGUGUCUCUAUGCGAUGAGUCCUCAUUGCGAGUGCGUUGUCACGGCGACACGUCGUUGAGCGUGACAGUCAGCUGGACCGCCUUCAUGUCUGACCUCCCGACCUCUGAACUGCCUGACCUCCACGACAUCGCGGCCUUCCUGAACGUCUCGCGUCUUUUGGAGCGUUUUGAGCGUCUGCUGACUCAGCGCAUCGACGUCGCCUCACGACCUCAGCUGGUCUCCAUGACGGCGCCCCGGGUGGGCUGUUCCCGUGGUUACCGCCUGAGCGACGACGGCGAAGGCUGCGUUGUUUGCCCCGCUGGCAGCUACUCCGCCGAGGGGGCGUGUCUUCUGUGUCCAGAGGGAACCUAUCAGGACACAGAGGGGCGGGACUUCUGCAACCAGUGUCCCAGAGGCUCCUCCUCUCCCGGAGCCUUCGCCGUCAAUCAAUGUGAGACAGACUGUCAGAGGCGUGGCCUCCGGUGCUCUGACGGCGGCGACUUCCUGCCGGCUCAGGCUGACUUCCUGUCUGGCACGUGGCGCUGCUUUACCGGCGAGGGGGCGGAGCUUAACUGGACCACAAGUGACACGCCCCUCACUGAUGACGAAUGCUCAGUUCUCAGCAGGUUUCAGGCUGUCCCCAAGUCAGAGGUCACCUUCGGAGCUGAAGACACACAAGUCCUGCAAAGCAUGACCUCUGACCUCAGAACAUGUGCUGAAGCAUGUGCAAUGGACGCAUCCUGCCACCAUGUGACGCUGUCCAGCAGCCAGUGUGAAGUGUACAGCACACACACUUUGAACACACGCUGCAACACUUCGGAGCAGGUGAAAGGGUUUCUGGGUAACAGUCAGGCCGAGCUCUUUGAUUGGUUGAGGUGCUUUGUGAAGGUGAGGGGCGGGGCCUCCGAUAUGCUGGUCAUCAGGAAGAUUGGGGCGGAGUCUACUUCUGACUUCUUGAGGUCAUCGAUGUCGAAGGCGGAGUCUGGCGUGUUUCGGACGUCGGUAUUCGCUGACGCGUCGCUGGCCGACGCCCGUCGCUUCUGUGAGCUGGGCUGUCGUCGUGACGACUGUUGCCACGGCUUCAUACUCAACCGCAACAGCCUGAACGGCGGUUCUCUGCUCUGCGGUUGGCUGAGAGCGCCACCCGUGCUGACGUGCGGCCAGCGCGACUGGGACGUGAUUGGACGGAGCGCCGCCAAUCGCGUUUGUGGGGCGGGGCUCGCUUACAACAAGCACCAGCGUCAUUUCCUGUUUGACUUUGGAGGACAACAAUUCACCAUCACUGAGUCGGCGCUUCCUGCCUCCAGUGGGGACAAGAAGGACUACCAGGCAUCCAUCGUUGACUUCCAAGCUGUCUACCUGAAGACGGACCAAUCAGACGCUGCUUCCUGCGCAGUUGCUGCUGACUCGACUCCGCCGCUUGAUGGUUCGGUGCUGACGAAGUUCGCGUCGCUGUCAGAAGACGACGUGUCGGUGGACAGCGAGAGGUCACUUCCUGCGCUGUCCUUCUUGCUCAACAAGAAGAUCUUCACUUCCCAGAAUGCUUUGCUGUGGUGCCUCACACGCUGCGAGGGCGAGCCCGGCUGCUCGGUGGCGCAGCUGACCGACGCCAACUCGUCCGAUUUCUUCAAGUGCUUCCUGUUUCCUGACAGUCGCGUGUGCGGCGCCUACGACACGCCGCUCAGGGGCCCCUGUCGCCCCCUGCUGGACAGGAAGCCCAACAAUGCCUUCAGCAAGAAUGUGGACCUCGGGGGUCCGGUGAAGAACUUCUAUGAGCGAGUUUCCUUCAAAAAGAUGGUCUCUUAUUCGGUGCGCAAUCGAGUUAACGUGAAGGCAAACACACCGCUGCCUGACGGGUUCAUGGAUUGUGAGCGUCGUUGCGAUGAGGAUGCUUGUUGCCGUGGUUUCGGCUUCAUCGCGGACUCCAAAAAUGGUGGCACGGGUGUUGCGUGUGUGAUUCUGAUCAGUCUCGGGAUUCAAACGUGCGCUGAAGGUCAGCAGAGCUCUUGGACCGUUGGAGAUUGUGCACCAAAUGACGUCCACACCGCGCCACAACCCUUUGGGUGGUACCAAAAACCUGUGAAUCGGUGGACUUCAUCUCCAGCCUUGUGUCCUGCCUUCCGUCUGCCGACUUUGCAAAAUAACGUGUCCAUGGACGAGUGGAGCGUGCUGCCCGAGUCGUCGCUUCUGCUGGACGCGUCGUCUCCUUCUUAUGAUGUCAUCCACAUCAGCCGCGACAUCGCCACCGACCCGGUCCGGACCAGAGACUGGUGUCUCCACGUCUGCCAGGAGGCGGAGUCUUGCGCUGCCGUGUCAUUGGCCGAGUUGCCGUCGGCCACCCGCUGCGUCCUUUACCCGGACACCGCCGCGUGCGGCCUAAGCUCCGCCUCCGCCUCGCCGAGCCCCGCCACCUCUUGCCGGCUGGUGCUCAGAGAGCCCGCCCCUCAGGUGUACCUGAGGAAAGCGUUGUCGUCGUCACCGCCGGUGACGAACGUGACCGUCGCGGGUCACGGCACCCUACGGGGCGUCGCCGUGGAAACGGCGCUGGGCACUGACAGGAAGACGGUGGUUCAGUUCCUCGGCGUUCCGUACGCCCGCCCGCCGAUCGGAUCGCUCCGCUUUCGCGACGCGCAGCCGCCGGACUGGACGGGGACGUGGGACGCCACCAACGCGCGGUCCGCUUGCGUCCAACCGGGCCGAGCCGACGCCAGCGAGGACUGCCUCUACCUCAACGUCUACAAGCCCGUCGCCACGAGGGGGCGCGUGCCGGUGCUGGUCUUUUUCGUCAACCCGUCGACCGAUCGCAGUCAAGCCAUCCUGGACGGCUCCACCCUCGCGGCGGUCGGGAGCGUCGUCGUGGUGACGGCCGGAUACAGGACGGCCGCGCUCGGCUUCCUCUGCGCAGGCUCGUCGUCGGGCACGUGCGGCAACUGGGGCGCGUCGGACCAGGAGGCGGUGCUCGUCUGGGUCGACGCCCACAUUUCAGCACUGGGCGGAGACAAGAGCAGAGUGACUGUGGGGGCGGAGCGUGGCGGCGCUGACAUCAUCAGCUUGCGACUCAUGCAUCACACGCCCCUUUUCCAACGCAUGCUGCUCAUGGGCGGCUCUCUGUUCUCGCCGUCUUUGUUCCAAACGCCGUCCGCCGCCAGACGUCAGACGCUGGCGUUGGCCGCCGAGCUCGACUGCGCCGCAGAUAACGACCGGCGGAUGGCGGCGUGCCUCAGGGCGGCGCCCGUGCACACGCUCAACGCCGCCCAGACCAAGCUGCUGGCCGCCAGCGGGCCGUUCCGAUCCUGGUCGCCCACGCGCCGCGAAGACGCCAAAGCGCCGGCGUCUCUGCGCAGAGUCGACCUUCUACUCGGAACGUCGCAGCAGGACGGAAUCAUUGGACGAGCGCGCGGUGUCAAGGACUUUGCGGCCACGCUGCCCGGGGGCGGCGGCGCCGAGGCGGCGUUUUACGAGGCGCUGAGUCGUUCGCUGGGCGGAGCCUCAGAGAGUCCGCCGCUCAAGGAGGCGGCCGCCUGGUUCUAUUCGCUGGACCAUAGCUCCGCCCCCGCCGGAUACAACCUUUUCUCACGCGCACUCGACAACGCCACAAGAGACAUGUUCAUCGUGUGUCCCGCGCGGCGGAUGGGUCGCCACUUCGCUAAGAGCGGCGCCAACGUCUUCAUGUACCACCUGCCGGCGGGCGGCAGCAGCAGGGCCGACGUUUCGGUCCCGCUGGACGUGCAGUUGGUGUUCGGGGCUCCUCACCGGCCGAUCGGCUCUCGCCGUUUCACCGCCGCCGAGCGCCGCCUCUCGUUGGCCGCCAUGACCUACGUGGCCAACUUUGUCGCCAGCGGCGAUCCAAACCCGUCAGCGUCGUGGCCGGCGACCGCUCUUCCCCGCUGGCGUCCGGUCCUGCCCUCUCUGGCCCCUCCCACCUUCCUGGAGCUAAGCCCCGCCCUCGUCCAGAAGCGAGGCCCGCGCGAUCGCAGCUGCUCUUUCUGGGACGAUCUGGCAAAGGCGCUCGAGCCGCACGGCCGGCCGGGGGCGGAGCCUAAGUUCGACCCCGAGCUUCCGGUGGACGCGCCCGACAGCCAAUCGCGGAGCGACAAAGAUGCCUACAACUGAGGAUGACGACGGCGUCGCCACCCUGUGAUGUCAUUGCUCUCCGUCCAAUCGCACGUCAGAACAACGCUAUGAUUUUUGAUGAUCAAUUCUGUCUUCAAUCAAUUCACAAAUAAACAAAAAGUAAAAA